UUAUUUUCUUUUAGGAGGAUGUCCUCUAAAAGAAAGAGUCCCCCAACAAAGCUAUCGGCGGAUGGGCUUAACAAUGGACGAACAGACAUGGGUGAGCAUUUUCGCUCCGAUCAGUCGGAUAUCGAAGAUGUCCUACGAGUCGACUUGGAGGACGAACUUCCCUCCGAUCAAAUCGGGCAAGAAGAUGAGGAGGAACACCUGCUCGAUCAAAACGAUAAUAAAAUCCGAUACCACCGGAAUACUCCAUCCUCCGAGGGUCGAGACCUGAUCAGCAGACUGACAAGUGAACAGUUUCAGGCUGCUCUUCAGGCCAAUAAUAAUGGUGGUCUGGACAUGGAGGGGGGUAUUGACUCCCUAGAUGUGCCAAACCUUCAUUUAUCUAUGAGUGCAACACCAAGAUCACAGAAUCCUUUGGACCAAGAUCAAGAUUCUUGUGACAGUUUAACCAGUGAAGGUGUUUUGGGUACAGAACAUUCUCAAGCGGACAAUAUUGCACCAUCAUCGAGGAAACAUAGGUUACUGUUAAGUGUUUCUUCUGCCAGGUCUGAUACCACAACUGAUUCAGAGUAUGACUCUGAACCUUGUUUAAACGGAAACGAACUUGUCUCCGAUGUUAAUACAUUUCCUUGCGAUUUCUUACAAGCUUCUUUGAAGCCAACGAACACCUUGAGUGAUGCUAAUAAUGGCAAUCAUCCGCACGAUUCUCGAGAAUCAUCUCGGAAUGAAAAUCACCAUCAUCAUUAUCAUCAUCCAUAUCAUCAACCACAGCAAGAAAUGAUGAGAUCUUAUUCAGGGGGACAUGGAAAAAGGACAAUGGAUGAUGUGUUGAGAAGGUUAUCCUCAAAAAUGACAACUAGUGCAACAUUGAGAGAACGACAAACACCAGGCCCACCUUCAGUUAUAAUAUCAGAAAGGGAAGAUAACGAUUAUUACAGAAAAAGCCCAACGUCUUUAAGUAUUCCUCAACCACAAGAGUCACCACCUCCACCGUCUACUGUUCAAACAAGCAAAGAGGGGCCUUCCCAGCCUGCGGCUAAUACGUUGAGCAUGAUGGACAGUGACAGCCUCCGUUUAGCCUUGUCUGGGGACAACAUCAGGGAAAAAGAACGCUGUCUUACAGACAUGAUCAACCAAUUACAACAACUCAAAGAACAGUUGUUGACCCAACAACAGCAGAAUAAUCAGCAACAAAAACUGUCUACUCAGCAACUCAAAGGAAUUCGAAGGCAGCAACAAGAUCAAAUCAGGAAACAACAGGAGCAAUUGGUCAGACAGCAGCACAAAAUUCAGGAACUUCAAGUAAGGGAUUUUGCUAGUCGAUUGAAUGGCCAUUAUUCUGCUGCUGCAGCGGCGAAGACCAUGCCGGGGGGCAUGACUCCCCAGGGUCUCAUGUUUCUCCCUGUCUUCGAAGGGGGUCUUCCUCAGUCCUCAGCUCCCAGUACGCUGCUGACCACUGCCUCUGGAAUGUUGCCUCCUCACUUCCCUAAUCACUUGAAUUCAUCCGCCAACAGCAGCCCCCCGAGGCAGUUAUCGCCAAAUGUUAGCUCCCAUAUCCAGAAUAACAAUAUAGCGGACAAUCCACCCACGAUGUCACCACUUCAAGUUUGGAGUGGUUUGCCUCCUCUAAUUCCUAUGCCAAGCAGUCCGUUGACACAGUCUCGCCUAGGUCCGAGUCCUUCUGGAGGAAAUCGCAGCCCUACACCCAGUAAAUCUACAGAUGCAGACGCCCCUUUAAAUCUCAGCAAGCCAAAAGCAUCAGGCAGCAAUGCAAGCAGUGCUAGUUGCAGCCCAAGUCCUCAGUCUGUGGGAAAAGCUGAAGGCGGUCACUCUUCUGGACACACAUCAUCAUCAUCCGCUUCCCCUAUCUUAACGUCAUCACACAGUGUACUUUCACUAGCAUCGACCAGCGCUACAUCAGGAUUGCUUCAUGGAGCUCCUUCAUAUCCUAUGGCACCAUCUUUUCUAACAAAUCCUUAUGGAGUACUGCCACCACAUUUACGAGGUGCUGGCCACCUUGGGAGUUUGGUAGCCCAUCCUGCUGCAUUAUCUGUGGGGACCUUGAUGUCUGCUGGCAUGAACGUCAAGGAUAGUCUCCAUGGUCCUCUAGGUCAUGGGCCUCCAACUGGUUUAUCGGUGGACAAACAGUUUCCCCUCCACAUGUAUCUUCCGCAAGCAGCGGCAGGAAGUAAUCUCUCCAGCCAUCCACCAGUCCCAAACAGAAAGGACAGCAGCGACUCGGCGCUUAGUGAUACAGACAAGAAAGGUGAAACCAUCAUCACCUGUCAGAGUAAGCUUCUUGGUGCCAAAAUUAUUCGUCAGGCUAAGAAAGAAGGCGACGGGAAACCUCAUAUCAAGAGGCCCAUGAACGCAUUCAUGGUCUGGGCUAAAGAUGAGCGCAGAAAAAUACUUAAAGCCUGUCCUGACAUGCAUAACUCCAAUAUUUCGAAAAUCUUAGGAGCCAGAUGGAAAGCUAUGACUAAUUCAGAAAAACAGCCUUACUACGAGGAACAAUCACGCUUAAGUAGACUUCACAUGGAAAAGCAUCCAGACUACAGGUAUAGACCUCGUCCUAAAAGGACAUGUAUCGUCGACGGAAAAAAGCUCAGAAUCUCAGAGUACAAGCAACUAAUGCGGGCCAGGCGACAAGAAAUGAGAAAUAUGUGGUAUCGAGAUGGAGGGCUUGGUUUGCUUGAUUCUCCAACACUAGUAAACCCUACUAGCAUGGCACCUUUGCUAUCAACAAGCAGUGGCAAUCCCUCAACGACAACUACGCUUUUGAAUUCACUUUCAGCAAAGCUCACUGCUUCUACAGCAAAUGGUCUUACAGACAUGGGGCCUGCCGUUUCCGAUCACUCGGGUCCAGGUCCCAUGAAUCCCUCGCCGUUGACUUCACUUCCAUCGGUGACUAUGGACAACAACUUGUCUCCCGUUUCCGAAACGUCGUCCGCCAUGGAGACGUCAACUUAGUCUCAAUAUGGAUCUUGGGCUAUGGAAAAGGCUCCACGCGGCAUGAGAUCAGAGACAGUGUGGAUCAUAUUGUGCAAAAGUUAAGUCGAAUGCCAGCUUCCAAGAGAUGUAUUGCUACUUUCAAUUUCCGUCAAAUGAUUGGUUGUUUAGGUAGAGGACGAAGCAGCAAGCCUAUGUGUAAUUAUAUUCUGUGCAGUCACUACCAGCACUGUUGAUGAAGACGCUUCCACAGUAUGCUUUUUUCCAUUAUGAAAAAUAAAAUUACUGGACCGACAAAAUAAGAAAUCCCACAGAUGGAUUCACAGCAAUCUGGGAUUCACGCAAAAAGAAGUGAUAUUUGUGGUAUAAAGAUCAUGUGGAACUCCACUGGUGAAACAAACGAACUAUGUCUUUUAUUCAGCAGUUUUCAUUUCUACUGUUUCGAACAUACGAAAAGGAUAGGGAAAAAAAAUAUGUUUCAAUUGGAAAUUGCUGCAUGACGUGUUGUUUUCCAGUUAGUGUAAAAAAAAUUAAACAAGGUUAUUUCUAACUGAACGUGAAGAAUAUUUUUAUCACACGCUCAAUACAGUUGUUAUUUACUUCUAGUCUGUGAUGUCAUAAUGCUAAGUAUGUUUGAUUUUUUUUUCCUUGCAUUUCAAAUUGACAAAACUUAGGUGGCUUUUUAAUGUUUCGUUUGAAUUAAGAAGUUUUAGCAUUAAUAUUCAUAAUAAAAGUACACUUCGCAUUAUUACAACAGUUUGGCAAUUAGCACGCUUAUUGUAUAUUAUAAAUAUAUAUUUUUACAAAUUUCGAUUAAAAGCUGUGGGUACUCAUUUCUCAAUUUCAUCGCGCUUCUUUUCUCAGUUUAAACACGCAUAUAUAGUUUUAAAAAUAUCUAGACCUUCUCAAAAUUAUAAUGUGAAAUGAGUUAUAAAAAAUAUUUUUUAUAAUCAUAAAAAAAAUAAAUUUUAAAUGGAAUAAAGUAAUUCUUUAAAAUUUUAUUAAAAAGAUCGUGUGUUUAAAUCGAAAAUUAUCUUUGAGAUUAAAAGCGUUAUUUAUGUGAAUUUUUAAAAAAAAAUUCUUCGCCGUUUAAACAUAUCAUUAAAAUUACCGGUGACUUCAUAUUAAUGCUUGAAAAGAUUUAGAAAGGAAAAAUGGGGAAAAGGAAAUAUUAUUCACAUUAGCUCUUGAAACUUUACUAUAAAUACACUUUUGUUAUUAAUAAAAUUAUAUAUAAAUCAUGCAUAUAAAAUAUGCAUUAAAUAGUGCAAUAUAUAUUAGAAUUCUGUUGUGUAGUUUACGAAUUUUUAUUUUCAUGAGAAAGCUUUGGUUUGGAAAUAUUCUCACCUAAAAGAAAAGUCGUUUAACGACAUUUUUCCCUUUAAUAUUUUUUAAGAACUGUAAUUAUUUGUUUGGAUAAUCACGAGAGUAAAUAAUGCAUGUAUUUUAUGUUCAAAUUAUGUGAAUCAGCAUCGCAUAUAAAAUGAAUGAAAAAAGCUAUAACUGCGGUGAUAUUUCCUAUGUUGAAUAUCUGUAUCCUACAACUGAAAGGUUAAAAUAAGUGCGUCACUAGAUGCUGAUAAUAGUCACCAUAAAGAUGGCUGUAUAUCGUAGUCUGGCUAUAACUUUGGGAAGAAAAUUGUCCUUUUUAUCGCUAGUUUUAACAAUGCCUGUCUUAAUAUUUCGUACUGAUCUUCUAAUUAAUUAUUUUGACUGAUUUUUUAUCACUAUUUAAAAAGUUGUGAUUUUUCCGUAAUAAAUGUAAUAUUCAGGUGAAGUGUGCUUUUACCGUACACUUUUAAUCAUAGCAUUAUCGUAUUAGUAUUUUAACCAUUGGUAUUUAAAAGUAUUUUAAUUAUUAAUAUUUCAUUCCGGACAUGGGGAUAAUAAUUUUAAUCAGCUGUUUUAUAAGUGGUUCUUAAAACCUUUCAUAAAUGAUGAUGAAUAUCUACUUAAAAUAAUGUUACUUUUCAUAAGUGGAGACAAGUAUCUUAAGUUGCAUAUGCAAUGCAUGAAAUUUCAUUGAAAUUUCUUUAUUGUGCUAACUGCAAAACUUUUUAAAUAUACAUGCAGUUCUUUUAAUGAAUCUUUAUUUCUUAAACAAUCGUAAUGUGCAAUGUUUUACAAUUAUCUGUGACUGAAUUACAGUCUAGUAGUUUUCGUGUUGUAUAUUAGACGUCUGUAUAUUGUUUCAUAUGAUCUUCAAUGCUUUCCUGCCACCUGAGCAACACAUCUGUAUCCAGAAGAAAGGUGGGUGACCACAUUUUUUACUGAAGUGAGACGUAUACGUACUUCUUUGUUUAGCGACUGCAUUUCCUGCAGAAGGAAAUGGCGUAUGGUACUAACAAUUCCAAAGGGUUUGAUUGGACAAUGAAAGGAAUAAUAAUUUAAGGAGAUAACCUGCUGGCUUACACCGAUUAGUAGGUGUGACAAAUGUUAUGUUACUGUCAGAACUUGAAAUUUUUAUUUUUCUUCAAAAGCUGAACAAACAUUUUUUGAUCAAAUGUAUUGAUUAUUAGUUCAAGUAUUUUGUCUUUAUCAUCUAUUUUAUAUUUAUUUUUUUUCUUUAUAUAUACACAUGCAUAAUUAAAUAAAGGCUGCAAAGGAAAGAGCUUGUUAUCAUGGUGUUACAACAUCCCCCCCCCAAUGCGAAAAAGUGCCGCAAUCAUCGUGUUAACUUAUUUUUACUUGUAUUUUUAAUGUGGUACCAUGAUACAAGGUUUCCGUUUGCAUUCUUCACUAGCUAAAAUAAAGUUAAUACUUGCAGCUAUAGGUGCUUAUCACGCUAACCCUUGAGAAGAAAAGUGACUUAUAUUUAAAAGUUUAAACGUUUUGUAAAACGACAGAGCUUACAAAUGAUGUCAAAAUUUAGUAGCAUUUCUUUGCUUUCCUUGAUUUAUCAGUUUAAAAGUUGUUAGAAAUCAAUGAUAUAUUGUAAACAAGAAUCAUUUUUCUUAGCGGAUUUCUGUUGUUUUGUAAAUAUAUUAGAAUUGCAGGUACACAAAAUUAUUUUAUUUUGCAGUAUACUGGGUGCAAUAUUUGUAUGCAUGGUUUGAAAUCUGUAGUAGAUAAACUUAACGCUGGAACUGCUUCUUGGCGCUAAUUAUUGAUUAUGGGAAUAUUUGUUUCACAAAUACAUUUAUAAGCAGAUGUAUGUCCUUGUCGUUUUUUAAAUGGAACUUAAAAUAAUCUCACUAACUAAAUAAACUAAUGUUCUUUAAAGCAUAACUUUUAAUUUUAUCUUACUGCUAUGUAGUAUUUUUCUAAAACUAGAAUUUUAACAUUAAUUUUUCAUUAUAGGUUUAAAAAAUAUAUUAUUAAUACCUCGGAAUGUAUGUCUUGUUAUAACAACUAAAUAUUUCAUUUUCAUUUUAUUUUAUUGACAUUUUUACCGUUAUGCUAAACUGAAUUUCACUUCCAAUAGAGAUUUUGUAGAACCGUUGUAAUCAGCAAAUGCACCAGUCAAAUUAAAACAACAAUAAACUUCGUGCAGUUAAAUUUAGACUGAUGAUCUUCCAGUUUUGUCAUACUCUACCGUUUAUAGCUUUGCGAUGCUUCUUUAUUAACUUUCGCCUAAGAAACAUAAAGCUGAACAAACACAUUGCAACAAAAUUAUAUCUGUCGUGUUCCGCUGAGUAUGAUUCUCCCCCUGCUCUGGUAAUCUACAGAUUAUCAGUUCAGUAUUCCUCGCAAGAUUCCGUAAAAGUAAAAUAAAGGCUAUUUUAGUUAUGAAAAUUAUAGACAUAUCUUAAAAGAGACUACUAGAACAUACUAACAGAGGCACCUGGAAUCAGGGAAUGUAUUCUCUGAGCGUUACUGAUAUUCUAAUAAAUAAUUUUCCAUUCAGUUAAGUUAUAAAGAGUUUAUAGUUUAUUUAAAAUGAAUCUACAAGUAGGAAAUGUAUAGAUAUUGAGUUUAUUCUUAGAGCAAAUUCAGUGAUAAUAUCAAAAGUAUUAAAAAAAACUAUUAAUACAUCUGAAAACUUUCGAAAAUUCCUAUUUGGAUAAUCAUUUUUAGCAUAAAUUUUAUACGAUAGACGUAAGAUUGUCUGACCAGUAAAAACUAAACAUCAAUUUUUUAAAAAUAAGCUGUAAUUUUCUUAAAUAGAAAAUCAGGCCUAAGUUUUAUAAUUAACAGUGCGAUGUAGUAAAGAAAAAUUCAUUUUUGAGGUUUUUAAUUUAUUACAUUUUGUUUGCUUAAAACGAUUGCAGUUUCAGAAACUGUUCUUUCAUAUAUUUUAUUUAGUAUGUUUCUGUACAAAAUGUAUACCACUGUGUUUACUACAGGUUAAAUUGUGGACAUAGUUUGACAUAGAUUUUGCACAACAGCACUUCUUAAAGGGACAUGAUAAAACGAAGUUGCUUGGGUAACUGUAAGCAGCGAUUAUACAAACAAAAUUUAAAGUUCUGGCAGUAUUAGUGUGUGAAAAUGUUGGUGUAAAGGCAAUGGUAAUAUAGUUAUAAUUUUAUCUGCUUCCAUGACGAAUACAAAUUUUUAUUUAACUUUUACAUGUUAUUGUCUUUGAACUUACCCCAAAAAUUUAACCGCUAUAAAAUACCCUACAUUUUUGUAUAUUACUUAACCAAUUUCGUUAUUCUCAUUUCUUGUUUCAAAUAGUAAUUAAACUUUGGAAUCUUUCGAUUAAAACUUGGUGACAUCUCAAUUUUAAGAACCUAGAAUUCCAAGUGCGCAAACUGUAGUAAAUAACAAGUUAGAAGCAGUAAGUCCGAGAAAAGAUUACAUGUUUAUAUUCCAAAAUACAACUAAAUAAGUAAGUAAAAAACGGCAGGACUUUGUACCAAACUAAAAUGUAAUCUGUAGACUAAAAAUAAAAGAAAUUACUCUUAAAUCUAGCCUCCUUUAGUGUGCAAAAUAGACGCAGAGCUAUUUGGCUCAUAGUGGUAUCUAUUAGAUUUCAGCUAUUGUUUUGCAUAAUAUCGCUCUUCCGUUUUUACUUGUAGCCGAAAUUCAUUCAAAGAUGUGGAAAGUCAGGAUAAAUGUUAAAGAAGACACGAUCUUAUGUUCCGUUUGUGUGUUUUCUGUCGCAUUUUAUUCUAAACGCGACUAAGAAGAGUAUUUAAGAUCUUAAAAGCUUGAAUUUACAUUAUAGUCACUCUUUAUACCAGCACCUUUGGCUCAUUAUAUUAAUUCACAAAGUUUCCUCUUUCUAUUUUAUUUCAGUCUAACACUGGAAAGAGAAAAUGAUCCAAUAUUUUUGUAUUUAUAUUUUCAGUUAUACUAUUAGGCAUCAGACGCAUCAUUCGCUGUCCAAAUGUAGUAAUGCAUUGGCGUAUCAUUAUAAUUCGUGUAGAUUUUUAUACACGUAUCUUUAAUAUUUUUUACUAAUCCCACGAUGUCCAUUAUAAUUCAACACGAGUAAUUUUUAUCUCGUCUCAAAACCUCACUCGUCUUCAAUCUGUAAUAAUCCAAUGCUGGUAUUUUUCUGGAAAUCCAGACUUAGAUGUGCAAAGAGUUUAUACGAUCGAGGUAGUUCAGCCUUUGUACCACCAAACUAUUUUCAGUCCAGUAUCAAGUCUUGGCUAAAGAAGCUUUGUAGUUACUUUUCCGCCUGUCACGAACCGCACAAUGUAUUAGUUUAUGACGUGAAUUUAAAGCACGCUUCCGGCCAUUGCUUUUGUUGUUGUUAAUUUGAAAUAAAACUCAUUUUUGAGCUUUUGGAUACCCUUAAUUUUCAUCAUAAAAAUUUUAAGAUAUUUCUUGACGCUUUUUUUUUUUUUUUUUUUUUUUUUUUUUGUAAUGUAAACAUAGCUUAAAAUGUAAUUUCUGUUGCAGGUAUAAAGCAUGAUGUUUAACUUAGUCCUGAAAAUUCAGAAAUGAUGCUAUUUCAUAGCAUCUUUUAAUAGGUUGCCGAUUAGUAUGCCAUAAAAAAUUACGUGUUUAGAAUAUCGUUGUCAACGUCAGCAUGUUUCGUUCUUCCCAUCUGAGUCUACUUACUUUUUAAAAAUACAUUUAAAGAUUAUUCUGAAAGAUUAUCCGAAUACAGUCCAAUAACAGAUGUUUAAUCACCUUAAAUACAUAUAAUGUUACAGGACGUGAAUUCCCACACAGUAUGUUAAGUACAUAAAAUGAAGAUAGCUUUUAUGUAUGUGUACCGAACAGAGAGAGAAAUUAUGACGCGUUACAGAACGUUAUAGUUAUAAAAAGAUUCUGAUAUUUGUCUAAUAGCGAAAACGUGAAUAAGAAAGGAAAUUCGAAACAUAUGUUUUAAACCUUAGGUUAUUUUUUACGCCAAAACUUGUUGACUGCUGCAUUUAUCUGUUCUUAAAUCUUACCAGCAUUUCAUGCAGGCAAAUGUAAAACAUCUGAAUUAAGGCAAGCUAAAAUUCUCAAUAAGACGUUUUUCUGACUAUGUUAAAAAUUAUUUUAUAUGUAGCUAUUAACGAAAGCUUAAAUAAAGUGUUAUCUGACACCUUUUAAUCGAACCAUAUAUUACCAUUGCUUUCCCUGACAUUUAUUAUGGCUGUAUUUCGCGGGAAAUUAAGAAUUUUCCAAUGCAAGGGCAUUUAUUAUAAAUAUACACUUUCCGUUACUAUAUUGUUAAUGUGUAUAGUUUGUUGUGUACAGUAUGUGAUAUGUGUGAAAAAAUGAAGUCAGCGCCUGCGUUUAGCAUCCUGUAUUGAUACUUCGAAUUCAGUGAGAGAAUCAUGAAGUUCAUUAAUUGCAGUUAAAUGUAUUUGCUUAGAGUGAAGCGUUAUUUAGGUAGUAGCUAAAUGAUUGAUUUCUAAAGUAAAAAUAUGUGUAAAGCACAAAAUGGAAUAAAUAUUGACUAUUGUAAUAAACUGAUCCCAACACUA
Messenger RNA from Stegodyphus dumicola, 9761 nucleotides. RefSeq lists its product as uncharacterized. Lineage: Eukaryota; Metazoa; Arthropoda; Arachnida; Araneae; Eresidae. The record is from RefSeq and is a predicted model, not a curated record. Gene Ontology annotation, biological process: regulation of transcription by RNA polymerase II; cell fate commitment. Gene Ontology annotation, cellular component: nucleus. Gene Ontology annotation, molecular function: DNA-binding transcription factor activity, RNA polymerase II-specific; RNA polymerase II cis-regulatory region sequence-specific DNA binding.